Molecule: messenger RNA, 12763 nt
Organism: Leptopilina boulardi
Lineage: Eukaryota; Metazoa; Arthropoda; Insecta; Hymenoptera; Figitidae
Gene: enok
Product: histone acetyltransferase KAT6B-like
Exons: 7
Coding region: 554-9496 (2980 amino acids)
Biological process (GO): nucleosome assembly; regulation of DNA-templated transcription
Cellular component (GO): MOZ/MORF histone acetyltransferase complex; nucleosome
Molecular function (GO): DNA binding; histone acetyltransferase activity
Source: RefSeq, a predicted model, not a curated record
UCAACGUUUGUGUUUCGUUCGUCACUUGUUCUCAAUUUUUUUUUUUAAUUCCAAAAAAAAAAACUUUAUUUCAAAAAACAAAAAAAGGAGGAAAAAAUUACCACUUUUGUUUUUUUUUUUGUGCUAAAUUGAAAAUGAAAAAUUUUGGCGGGAAAAAUUUUUUUUUUUUUUUCCACCUAUAAUUUUGAGUGAUUUUUGUUAAUUUAAUUUGGGGAAAAAGAAUAAUAAUAUGGAAAUAUAAAUUUUUGUGUGUGGUAUUAUUGAGAGAGUGAGAGAGAGAGAGAAGAGGGAGGGGAGGGAGAGAAAUUUUGCAACCAGACUGAAACUGGGAUUGCCGCAUAUACAGCGGACCUACAAAAUGGCUGCCCGUCGGGCUUCGAGAAUGUUGGAUGAGAAGAGUUUCGUGUGUAAACUGUUAAACAACCAUAUCGAAAAGUGUUUCAGCCAGAAUGUGAAUGUCUAGGUCCUCACUCACUUGGAUGGUGGGGGAGGUGAUAAAUAUGAGUUAAAUCCCCAUCAUCAUCAUCAUAAUCAUCAUCAUCAUCAUCAAGAAAUGGAUGAACAAGAAUCCGGUGAUGACACAUGGUCGUCAUGGUUUUUGGAUGCGAUUCGUAAAAUUCGUAGUCAAAAACAAAGGCCAAGUGUUGAAAGAAUAUGUCAUGCAAUUCGGCAACAUCAUAAUUUUCAUGAGGAAGAAAUUGCUGAACAUUUGGAAGUUGCAGUGAAACGUGGUGAUGUUUUGAAAAUAUUUAAUAAAGGUCAAUCGUCAUAUAAAGAUCCAGGUGGUUUGCAGGCACGACCACUUAAAGUUCAAAGUAAUACUGAUUUGUCAAAAAUAAUUGGUAAAGCAGUGCGUGAACUUGGCGAACGUGAUGGUUCAACGUUAAAAAGUAUUGAAAAAUAUUUACGACAAAGUCAUACGGUUGAAGAGGAAAUUGAUGGUGAUUUAAGAACGGCAUUGAGAUUAUCGGCUAAAAGAUCUGUUGAUCGUGGUAUUGUUAAUCAAGAUGGUAGACUUUUUAGGCAACCCGAUCGACAGGCGUGUACGACAAAGAAGAAUAAUGAGGCUGCUUCGGUUGAGGGUUCAAUUAAGUUACCAGCACCGUUGCCAAUAUGUAAGGAGUGUUUAGCGGCAACAGCCGGAAAUAAUAAUAAUGGAAAACGCGGUGCUAAUUCAACAACAACGAAUUCGUCAUCAUCAGCAGCAGCAUCGGAAAAACUUAGCCGUUGUAAUAUUUGCGGUGCGGCAUUACAUCAUUCUUGUGCACCGGCUGAACUUGCAUUACUUGUCGAUAGAGGUGCAACAUGGUCAUGCGACGAUUGUUCACCACGUUGUUCCGGUUGCCAAACUGAUCGUGAAUCACAAAAUUAUCUUGUGAAAUGUGCCGCGUGCAUUAAAUGCUAUCAUCCAUCGUGUUUAGAUCCUGGUAUUGAUAAAAAAAGUAAAGCACCAUGGCGAUGUCGACAUUGUCAAACAACUCAUACACCUAAAAAUGAUACAACGACAACGACGACGACGUCGUCGGCAAGAAAACACAAGGGACAAGAUAAUCAUCAUCAACAAUCUGAUAUUACAACAACGCCAACGAGCGCGAGGAAAAAAAUUAAUAAAAUACGAGAAAAUCGAAAAUCCAAUGUAUCGAGAAAGAGUUUGGCAUCAUCAACAACAACAACAACAACAAUGACGACGACGACGACGACAUCGUCGACGACAACAACUCCAGGAAAAAAGAGCAGUCCUCAGGUGGCUCAGGUGGACACGUGCUCGGACGGUAAUGCGGGUGUUGUCUCCCCUCGUCAACCAAUUUCUAAUUCCUCUCCCUUAAUCCAAAAUCCAAAUCCCAUCACUACCAUCAACACCACUACCACCGCAACAUCAACAGCUGCAGCAAUUAAUAGCGCCAACGUUGGUGGUGGUGGUGGUGGUGUUAGUGGCGGUGGUUCCAAUCAGGGUCGACUUUUAGAAGAGAAAAAUGACAAAAUCUCAAAGGAGAAACAAAAAUUUUUCAGGUUAUCCGCAUUUAAUGCCGAUCACAAUAAAUUAAAACGUGGUACAAUUCAAACAAAUGAAAAACAAAAAAUAUUAAUCAAAAAUACAAGAAAAGAAUCGUCAAUGUGUAAUAAAAAAAUUAAUUUACCAACAAGAAGAAUUCAAUUGUCAAGCAGUAGUAGCAGUAGCAGUAGUAGCAGCAGUGAUAAUUCAAGUUCAAGCGACAGUAGCGAAAAGGAAAAUGAUGGAACAAGUGAUGAAUCAUCAUCAUCAUCUGAAGAAGAAGAAGACGAAGAAGAAGAAGAGGAAGAAGAAGGAGAAGAGGAACAAGAACAAAAACAAGAAAAGGGUAAAAUUCGUCAAAAAUCAAAACAACCAUUCAGUUGUGAUUUAAAUGAAGAUAAACCCUGGGGAUUUGCAGCAGCAGCAGCAAAAUUAACAGUUGAAUCACCAUUUUUUAGUAAUAUUACAAGUACAUUUGGUGCAACAUUACCAAAACUUGAUUUAAACGAUAAACCAACAUUUGGCCUUCACAUACAACCGGCAGCAAGUCCUCCAAAUUCAUCAAAAUUAACGCAAAAAGGAAAAAAUAAUAAAAAAUCCCCCGAGACGGAAAUUACAAAAGUAAAACCCGGCUCGGGACAAUUAAAAGGUCUUUUUGAUGGUCUCAGUCAUUUUUUUUCAACGCCAAGUAAUAGUCGAACUAAGCCAGGUGCAACGCCACCUAAUUAUGCUCCGGAUCGAAGAAAACGUUGCCAAGACGAUAAUUCAUCUGGCUUCAAAGAAAAAAUUGCAAAUGAUGACAAAAUUUUCAAAAAUAAUGGAAAAACAACAAGGGAAAAACGAGAAAAAGAAGAAAAAAAUAAGGGAAAAAUUUUAAUGAAAGAUAGAAGGAAAAACGAUCGCUGGAAACGAGAUGAAGACGAAGAAGAUGACGAAGAGGAAGAUAAUGACGAAGAAGAAGAAGAAGAAGACGAGGAAGAAGAUAAAGAAACGAAGAAAAAAGAAAAUAAAGCGAAUAAUAAAGAAACAGAAGCAAAACAUAAAGAAAAAGAAGCUAAAAAUAAAGAAAAAGAAGCUAAACAUAGAGAAAAAGCAGCUAAAAAUAAAGUAGAUGAAGAAGAUGACGAAGAUAACAAUGGAGAAGAAAAAGAAGAAGAAGAAGAAGAAAACGAUGAAGAAGAAGAAGAAGAAAGCAACGAAGAAGAAGAUAAAGACGAAGAAAAAGGAAAAAGAAAGGAGAAAACUAGGGGAAAAUUCUUCAAGGAAGCUAGAGAAAAAGUCCUAAAAGAAACUAGGGAAAAAAUUACCAAGGAAACUAGGGAAAAAGUCCCAAAAGAAACUAGGGAAAAAGCUCCAAAAGAAACAAGGGAAAAAGUUCCAAAAGAAACUAAGGAAAAAUUUCCAAAAGAAACUAAGGAAAAAUUUUCAAAAGAAAUUAAGGAAAAAAUCCCUAAGGAAACAAGGGAAAAAUAUCAAAAAGAAAUAAGGGAAAAAAUUUCAAUGGAAAAAAAUUCCAAAGAAUGUAGGGAAAAAAUACCUAUGGAAAAAAUAUCUAAUAGAGAAAAAAUCCCUAAAGAAACGAGGGAAAAAAUUCCUAUGGAAAAAAUAUCUAAUAGAGAAAAAAUACCUAAAGAAACUAGGGAAAAAAUUCUUAAGGAAAGUAUUGAAAAAAUCCCCAAGGAAAUUAGGGAAAAAGCUAUCAAUGAAAUUAGGGAAAAAAUAACUAAAGAUAGUAAAUUCCCUAGGGAGAAGCAGAAGAAUGAUGAGAAAAAUGAGAUUCAAAGGGAAAAAUCACUAAAGGAAAUACAAAAAGAAUUAUUGAGGGAAAAAUCCCUAAGGGAAGGGGAAAAAAAUCAAAAGGAAAAAUUAUUAAUACAAAAAGAAGUUGAACGAAAUUAUCAAGGUAGGGAAAAAUCGCUUAAGGAAUUGCAAAAAGAAUUAUUGCGUGAAAAAGCGAUAAAGGAAUUGGAAGCGGAAAAAAAGAGAAUCGAAAGGGAAAAGGAAAAAGAAGAAAAGGAGAAGGAAAAAGAAAAAAGGGAAAAGGAAAAGGAAAAAGAAGAAAAUGAGAAAAAAGAAAAGAGGAAUAAGGAGAAAAUUCGGGAACAUGAGAAGCCAAUUAGGAACGUUAAGGAAAAGCCAAUAAAGGACAAACCGCCAAAGAAUAACGAACCUGGAAUUUCUUCUUCUUCUUCUAAUUUUUCUGCUAUUUCUUCUUCCUCUUCUUCUUUUUCUUCUAUUUCCCCCUCUACUUCUUUUUCAUCAUCGCGAAAAAAACCCACCGAUGAAAUAAAAGAGCCACGAGUUCCAAAACCGGGAAUAUUUACACCAUCGGAUGAGAGUUUAUUUGUCAUUGAUAAACCCGUGGCAAAAAUGACGCCAUCGAGUCUAGUGAAAACUGCAGUCAACAGUAAACGACAUGAGCAUGAACGAAGAAAAAUGUUAAAAGGCGCCGAUGGAUUAUCAAUGAUUAAAUGCGAACAAAAUGAGCUACAAUCAUCGACAUCUUUUCCUUUAAGAAGAAAAAAUUCAAUGGAAAAUAAUAAUAGUAAUAUUAAUCAAAAUCGUCAUCCUGAUCCUACAUUGAAAUCUCCACAAUUUUCCAUAACCAAUAAAUCCAAAUCCAAUCCACGUAAUAGCGCUACUACUACUACCACCACCACCACCACUACCACCAACACCACCACGACACCCCGCGCGACACCCUGCUCCACCAGGAAGGAUGAAUUGGUAUUACCACAAACAUUACCAUCGGGUGUCACGCAAAAAGAUGUUGAUCUUUUUAAAGAGGCACGUGAUCGUGCUAAUCAUUUGACAACAACCACUGAAGAUGUGGAAAUGACAAAAACGACAAUGUCGUCAGCAACGACGACAACAACAACAGCAACAACAACAGGAACAACAACAACAUCGGCGACAGCAAAUUCCGUAAGUCCCGGUGGUACGGGUCCCGGUAUAGGAAGUCGUAAUCCAGCCGCAAUUGUAUUUGGACGCUAUGAAGUUGAAACAUGGUAUUCGAGUCCAUUUCCUCAGGAGUACGCGAGACUACCAAAGCUCUUCUUUUGCGAAUUUUGCCUCAAAUAUACAAAAAGUCGAGCCGUACUCGAUAGGCACAUGGACAAAUGCCAAUGGAGGCAUCCGCCCGCAACCGAAAUUUAUCGAUGCAAUGGAUUAUCAGUAUUCGAGAUUGACGGUAAUGUGAACAAGAUUUAUUGUCAAAAUCUUUGUCUAUUGGCAAAAUUAUUUUUGGAUCAUAAAACAUUAUACUAUGAUGUUGAGCCAUUUUUAUUUUAUGCAGUGACAAAAAAUGAUAAACACGGUUGUCAUUUGGUUGGUUAUUUUAGUAAAGAAAAACAUUGUCCCGCUCAACGUUAUAAUGUCUCAUGUAUAAUGACAUUACCACAAUAUCAACGGCAGGGUUUUGGUAGGUUUCUCAUUGAAUUUAGUUAUUUAUUAUCAAAAGUUGAAGGUAUACCGGGAACACCUGAGAAACCAUUAUCAGAUCUUGGCCGCGUAUCAUAUCAUUCAUUUUGGAAAAGUGUUGUACUUGAAUAUUUAGAUUCUCAUCGUGAUUCAAAGGACAUUAAAUUAAAUGAUAUUACAAGUGAAACUGGUGUUUCGGGACAUGAUAUUGCAACAGCAUUUCAAUUAUUGGGUUUUUUGAGAUCAGUCGUCACUGAGACGACGACGACGACGACGACAACAAUGACAACGGCGACACAGGAUAAUAAUAGACAAGUAAAAAUUGUUAUUGAUUGGAAUAAAGUUGAUAUACAUAUGGCAAAAGUGAAAAAAACAUUGAGAAUAAAAUUAGAGCCCGAUUGUUUAAGAUGGAUUCCAUUAUUGACACAAAUUCCAAAUCCAUAUACAAGUUUGGAUGAUGGUGAAACAACAAGUGAUGGUUCACCACUUAUUGAAUUGAAACCAGUGCCAACGAUUGUGGAAAAAAUACAACGUGUUAAAAUAAAGAAAAAACCACGUGGUCGUAAAAAUUUACAAAGAAGAUCAUUGAAAUCAAAAACGCCGCAAAAAAAUACUCUGUUAAAAUCAUUGAAAGAAGUAAAGGAAGUGAAAGAAGUGAAAGAAGUGAAAGAAGUGCCAAAAGAAUGUGAUGAAUUGAAGAGUACAAGAAAUUCACGGAAACAAAUAACGCCUAAAUUGCCAAAGACACCGACAACGCCGCCAUUAUUUUCCGCCUCUGGUCGAAGAAUGAGAAGAUCAAAAGCACCGCUGGAGACAACGACACCAAUUUUGGCAACAACGCCAACAAGUUCGUUAACACCGUUGAGAAAACGGAAACAUUCGGAAAAAACUGAUUUAGAAGAGGAGGAAUUAACGAGUCGAAAACGUACCCGCGAAUCAUUGAGGGAUGAGAAAAUAAGGGAGAAAGAGGAGAAGAUUAAGGAAAAGGAGGAGAAACUGAAAGAGAAGGAGAGGGAGAAGGAGAAAUUGAAGGAGAAGGCCCUGAAGGAGAAAGAGGAGAAGGCCAAGGAACGUGAGGAGAAACUAAGAGAAAAAGAGAAGGAAAAGGAGAAGGAGGAAAAAUUGAAGGAGAAGAAAAAAGAGGAGAAGAAAGAGAAAUUAAAAAUUAAGGAACAAAAUCGAAAAAACGAGGAAAAGGAACCUAAGGAAAAGGAAAAUGAAAUUGAAUCUAUUCCAAAAUCCAUCAAAAAACAAAGUAAACUCGAUGAUAUACUUCGUAAAGUCACGAGUCGUCAGACAAAAUAUCUACAGGCAAAACUCGCUAAAGAAAAGAAGGAGAAUCAAUUGGAUAAUUGUAAUGGUAGUGAAAAACCCAAAGAGUCAACAACACCGAAACGUGUACGUAAAAUUGAAAUAUCCAAAACUCCAGAACCUGUUUCUCCAAUUCCCACUAUUGAAUCCCUUCCCGAGGAGACAACAAUAGACGCAAAUCCAGAAUCAGUGCCAAUUCCCGUUGAAACGGAGAUUUCAGCAAGUCCAGGUGAAUACGAAGGUGGCGAUGAGGACGAGGGCGAGGAGGAUGAUACAAUUCCAAAACCACGUGAAGAAUCACCAGAGAAAAAAAUCAUCGAAGAAGAAUUAGAAGAAGAAGAAGAGAAGGGUGAAGAACCAAUGCAACUUGAACCCGAGUAUGAAAAACCCGAGCCAAUGGAGGAAGAGGAGGAUGUCGAAGAGGAAAAAAUAGAGGAAAAAAUUCCUGAAGUGACCUUAAAUACGGAGAAAAUGAUUUUGGAAACAGUUGAAGAAAAAGAAUCAGAAACAACACCGCUUGUUGAUAAUCCAAGUUCUGUGAAACGUACCCCACCAUCGCAGCCCGAUCUUCCUUCAAUGGGUGUUUAUACACCUGAUUCGACGACAAAUUCAGUUCAUUCGUUACACUACGGACAAUGUGAUUUGGAUGUUAGUCAAUUGGGUUUAGAAUCACCUACAUCAAUAGCAAGUGAUCUUGCUUCGCAAAAUAGUGUUGAACGUCCACCAAGUGCAUUGCCGGCAAUGCAGAGUGUUCCCAUGCAAAUUUCUGUACCUGUUAUAUUACCGAAUCAGUAUGAUUGUUCGGUUCAACAGCAGCAGCAGCAGCAAUCAUCUUCGGCUUCUUCACAUGUGACAAUUCAUUCGAUGCAUCAAAAUCUACAGCAACCGCAUACGCCGCAAACGAUACAGCAGCCAAGAACACCGCAAUCGCACACUCCGCAGAGUAUUUCGACUCAGAGUCCGCAGCCAUUGCCUCAGAGUCAUACGCCUCAACCGCAAAUUCCUGCGGCUCAACCGAUGCAGAGUCACACGCCUCAGCCAAUGCAAAGUCACACGCCUCAGCCAAUGCAGUGUCAUACGCCGCAGCCAACAAUUCCGCAGAGUCAUACGCCUCAGCCGACGAUUCCGCAGUGUCACACUCCGCAACCGACGAUUACGCAGAGUCAUACGCCUCAACCAACAAUUCCGCAGAGUCACACUCCGCAACCGACAAUUACGCAGAGUCAUACGCCGCAACCGUCAAUUCCACAGAGUCGUACGCCGCAGCCAACAAUUCCGCAAAGUCAUACACCGCAACCGACAAUUCCACAGAGUCACACUCCGCAGCCAGCGAUUCCGCAGAGUCAUACGCCACAACCAAUGCAGCAGCAUUCGCAAAAUAUUCCAAUACACAGUCCACAACCGCAAAUGACGACGCAGAAUCAUGCAACGCAACCAAUGCAAUUGUCAUUGCAGCAGAAUCAAAGUAUUUCGAGUCAUAGUCAACAGCAGCAGCAGCAGCAGCAGCAGCAGCAACAACAACAACAGCAACAGCAACAACAGCAGCAGCAGCAAAGUCAACAUCAACAACAGCAAUCACAUUCGCAUAGCAGUAAACGUGCCAGUGGAUCGCAAACAACUCAUAGAUCGAGAUCAAAUCAACAGAGCAGAUCACAUCGUGCAACGCCACCAACGCCACAUACUCAAAGCUCGCAACAUUCAUCGUCAACUAUUGUCCCACCGCCUCCUUCUCACAAUAGUCAUUUACCACCACAAUAUCAACAGUCAUCAUCAAUGACAGUCCCCACAGUACCACAUCCACACAGUCACAGUCAUGCUGCACAUUCACACAAUAUGGCAGUAAUAAGCCAAGGUAAUUACAUGACUGUUGCCUCACAACCAUUUCCCACUCAAAACACUUAUGUUAUACAACAUCGUGGCGGUAGAUCAGUACCAACACCAUGUACAACAGCGACAAAUUUUUACAUUCAAACAAGUUCAAUGCCCCAUUCACAUACACCAUCGCCUUCAUCAUUGACCGGAAGUGGUGGUGGUGGCGGCGGUGGUGGUACUUCCGGUGGUUCAAGUAUAACAGGAACAGCCGGUGGUGGUAGUUCCGGUGUUCAUCAAACAACGAAUUCUUGUAGUCUCGCAAAACUACAACAAUUAACAAAUGGCCUCGAUAUGAUUCCACCAACGGCGCCACCGCCCGGUAUGAAUCUAUCGCCACCACCUUCAUUGGCACACACAAUGACACCACCACAAUCAUCAAGACAACUAUCAACACCACCACAAGUUCCAUUAAGCUAUGCUAAAAAUUAUUAUAAUGUGAAUACAGUAUCGCCGGGUGCACCAUCAGUUGUUGGUCCAACGAGUAGUCGUUCAACAAGUAGUCGUUCAUCGGUGAAUAGUAAUACAAUGUCAUCAUUGGGACAAUCAUAUGCAAGUGAAAGUCUCUAUAGACAAACACUUGAUCCAUCUGGUAGUUGUCCACAAAUGCAAAGUGCCGCAAGUCGUGUUAGUUCUAAUGUUGCAUUAAAUACAAAUCUCAUGGCAGCAGCUCAAUAUGGUUAUCGUGUUGCACAACCAACAACUGGUUAUAUGAAUCAAGCGGCACAAUUGGGUGGUUUUAUGAAUCAGGCAAGUCAAUUGCCUGUUGGAGUUGUUAAUGUACCAGCGCCCUAUUCACAGGAUCCACAUCAACAAAAUCCAGCCGCUGUCUAUACGACUUAUCAUAGUUAUAUUAAUGGCAGUUUAAUGCAACCAUUGAAUAGCACCAUGAGACCGCGUUAAAUUUUUUUUCCCAAGGCAUAAAAUUUCUUUUUUUUUUUCUUUUUUGGUAUUAUUCCUCAGCCAAGGGGCCAAAAAUAAAUCGUAAAUUAGGUUUUUUUCGGGAGCGCACCAACCUGACCUUUGCCGAUUUUAAUAAAAGUUGGUAUUUUCAUUUGUAGUGGUACCACUGACACGUGGGUGGAAUAUAAACAUCCACUUUUCAGAGGUUUUGAAAAAAAAUGCGAUUUAAAAUUUUUAGCAGUUAAUAAAGGCCGCGAAAUAUUUAAAAUCGCAUUUUGGACGAUUUUAACGGUAAUUUUUUUUUUUUAUAGUGGUACCACUGACACGUCGGUGGAAUUUAAACACCUAAUUUUCAGCCGUAAUGAAAAAAAUGCGAUUACAAAUUUUUUGUCGACCGAAAAAAUUCGAAAUUACCGUUAACGGCGGUAAAAAAUGUAAAAUUGGAUUUUUUUCAAAACGGCUUGAAAGUGGGUGUUUAUAUACCAUACCCGUGUCAGUGGUACCAUCAUAAAUUAAAAUACAAUGUUUCGUUAAAAUCGGCAAAGGUCAGGUUGGUGCGCUCUUGUAAAUUUUGUUCUUUUUAAAAUUAAAUCUUAUGCCAAAAAAACAAUUCAAAUUCAAUUUUUGCUCUCUCUCUCUUUUCUCAAGGAGGGAUUUUAUUAUUUUUUAUUUUUUAAUGGAACGACUCCGCAAAGUCGGCACUUGUGAUAGAAGGAUCAGUACACAUAACCUAUAAGAUGACUCCUCGAUUUAUAUAUAUAUAUAUAUAUAUAUAUAUAUUUUUUUUUUUAGAAUAUAGACGAAGUAGAUUUUAGACGUUUUUUGCCCACAGUAUUUCGUCCCCUAUACACACACACACACACACUCUCUCUCUCUCUCUCUCCCCUCUUCUCCAUUAGUUGAGAAAAAUUGAGAUUUUUUUUCCCCCUUUCUUUUGUUUUAAUUGUCAAUUGUCAGGUUUUACUGUUUAAAAAAAUUUUAAUUUGUUUUUUUUUUCAAUUUAGCAAUUUCGAUCGGUAAAGUAGAUUUGCAAUUUUAACCUCAAAAAUGACUAUUUUGCUCAAUUUUUUUUUUCUGCAAAAUAAAUUUGAAAAGUCGAUUUAUUAACUUCAAAAUAAAAAUGAUUUUAUUUCUAUUAAGAAGAAUAUAACCUCAAAAAAAAAAAAUAUAUAUAUAUAUAUAUAUUUUGCGUAAUAUUUUUCAUGGGAAAUAAAUUUGAAAAGACGGUAAAGUAGAUUUAUUAACCUUUAAAAUAAAAACGAUUUUAUUUCUAUUAAGAAGAAUAUAACCUCAAAAAAAAAAAAAAUAUUUUGCGCUAUAUUUUUCAUGGGAAAUAAAUUUGAAAAGACGGUAAAGUAGAUUUAUUAACCUCAAAAUAAGAAAAAAAAAUUUCUUUCUAUUAAGAAUAAUAUAACUUUAAAAAUAAUUUUUUUUUCGUAAACAAAAAAAAAUGAAUAAUCGAAAAAUUACACUCAUCAAAUUUGAUUAUAAAUUUAAUUAAAUUUUUUAUUAAAAAAAAAAUUGUACAAAAAUUAUAAAAAUAUAUAUAGAAAAUAUAUUAAUAAAAACCAAUUUUUUUUUACGAAAUUUGGAAAAAAAAAUUUCUUUUAUUUAUUUAAAAUUUUUUUUUAAUAUUCUUAAAUUUUUUUAAAUUAUUUUGAUUGAAAAAAAAAAUUCAAUAAUAUUUAUAAAAUGACGAGAGACAAUUUUGAAUUUAAAAACAAUUUGAAUUUAUAAGAAUUAAUGCAUUUAGUAGUAUUUUCCUUUUUUUUAACAAUAUUAUCCCUCGAAUUAACAUUUUUAGGGCAUUCUCUCUCUCUUUUUACCUCCCUCCCUCCCCCCUUCCCCUCACCCCGACAGUGUUACGUUUUGUGUAUGAUAAUAUUUAUAAAAAAAAAAAAUAAAAAAAAAAAUAUGCUUACAAUAUUAAAAAAAAAGCGGACUAGCGUAAUGUGAAAAAAUAUAUUAAUAAUAAUAAUAAUAAUAAUAAUAAUAAUAAUAAUAAUAAUAAAUAAUAAAUAAUAAUUCACAUCACGAGAGUCCGACUUAUUCUCUGUUUUUUGAUAUUAUCAAUUGUUAAAAACAUUGUUGUUUACGUUUUCGGGGCACUUUGUACUUUACUGUAUUAUACAAGAAGAAAACAAAAAAAAUAAUAAUAAUAAUAAAUAAAUAAAUAUAAAAUAAAAAAUAAUAUUAUUAUAAUAAUUAUAAUAUAAUUGCUCCUGUAACGAUAACGAUUAUAUUUAAUUAUCGUCAGAAGUUAAGAAAAAAAAAAAAAAAAAAAAAAAAAAAAAAAAAAAAAUUACACUUUAUAUUUUACCCCUCUGUACAAGAAAAAAAACACAUACACUAUUCUGUCGCUUACUUUUUAUUAUUUUUAAUCUAAUGCGAAAAAAAAUUGUUUUAAAAAAAUUUUCAAGGGCACAUUUUUUUUUCUCUGUGUUUUUUAAUUAAAAAAAAAAGUGUAUAGAAAUUAAAAAAAAGAAAAAAAAAAAAAGCCAAGAAAUGUUCUGCAAAUUGUCACUCUCCACCUUUCGCAAAGCGUUGAAAAUUAUUUUUUUGUACAUUGACACGAGAGAAUGGGAGACUGAGAGAAAAAAAAAAUUUUUUUUUUGAAAAAAAAGAAAAGUAAAAAAAAAAAUUGAAUAUGUGAAUUUUGUGCGUUUUUUGUGUGUGUUAGAAAGAGAAAAAAAGAGAAAGAGAGAGAGAGAAAUUGCCUAAUAUAACUUAUAUCUUCGAAUUUUUGAGAGAGAGUGAGAAAAAAAAAAAAAAUUGUAUGGUGCUUCUUCCAUAAGUACUUGAAUCGAUUUUAUAGAUUGAUUUCAUUUUUGGUGACAUUUUGCGGAAUACGGCUACGAGAUAAGUAAUAUAAUAAAAUAUUAAUAUUUGUAUUAUAAAAUAUAUUUAUAAUAUAAUAAUAAUUUUAUAUUAUAAUAAUUAUUUAUAAUUUUAUAUCAAAAUUAUAUAAUAUUAUAAUAAUUAUAUAAAAUUAUAAUAAUUAUUUUAUAACAUAUAUUAUAAAUAUAUUUAUAAUACACUCGUUGGAGUUAAUUUUUUUUGUUUCAUUUUUUUUUUUUUUUUUUUUUUUUUUUUUUUCCAAAACGAAAAACACGACGUGACGGCGAGUCGUUUUUUUUUUUAGCAUAAUUUCUAAAUUGUAAGUAACUUCUUCUAAGAUAUAGUGUAAAAAUACAUCAAUAUUUAUUGUACAUAGUUAUAAAAAAAAAAAAAAAAUACUAACAAAUAAAAAGGAAAUCAUAAAUAUCA